CUGUUGCGCUUCAACAUCAACAAGCGCAACAAGUAACGAACAUUUUUCUAGUUUCGUUUAAAACUACAAUUUUAAAAAAAUGUGUCACAAAACUACCGGUGUGUCACCUUUACCCGUCAAACUUGCAAAAAUCACAGUGAUCGUGAUCUUCUUUUUCUUCGCCGAGUGUGCGGCUGGUUCAUGCCUCAGCUAUGGCCAUGCAUGUUGGGGUGCCCACGGAAAACGUGGUGGAAGUAGCCACACACAGCAAGAACCACCAAAUGUAAACAAGGAUGCUUCACUGAUACUUGCAAAAUUAUUGCAACCCAUUGACCUUCGUUAUGCCAGCGACAGAGAUAUGCAGAUGCCAACAAAUCAGCAACUUUUUUCUGAUGCUCAAAUUGAAGCGGAGCUUUUAAAAGGGCAAGACGACUUCAGAAAUUUACAAGACGGAUAUUUGAAUGAUGAAAAUGUACUUGCCGAUGACAUGUACCCUCUUCAAAGGACUCAUUCCCGCAGAGUAAGGGCCACAAAAGCAUUAGAAAAGCGAUCGACGCGAAUGAUUUGAAAAGGAUUUCCAAGCGAUAUUUAAUGUCUCUACUAAUGUUUACGUAAAGUUUAUCUUUCUAAUUGUAACUUGACUGUUGAAUUUUGUUAUUAUUUGUACAUAAUCCGUCGUUAGGUUUUGUUAAACUGGUAAGUUAGGCUGGAUAACAAAAUCUAAUUCCUUAAAAAUUGAAAUGAUAUUUAUGUGAGCCCUUUAUGUCAUUGUAAAGACUGUGUAUUAUUUAGUAUUCGUAUAAUAUUAUAGUGACA
Molecule: messenger RNA, 795 nt
Organism: Zophobas morio
Lineage: Eukaryota; Metazoa; Arthropoda; Insecta; Coleoptera; Tenebrionidae
Gene: CCHa1
Exons: 5
Coding region: 80-547 (155 amino acids)
Source: RefSeq, a predicted model, not a curated record